AUGACAUUCUUUUUAGCCAAUUCCAACCAGCGCAUUAACAUCCAAAAAGAAAAGUACAGUGGGAACGGACUUGUUUAUGUUAAGAACCCUCACUUGGAUUUAAUGGACGAAGACAUCCUUUAUCACUUGGACUUAGGGACCAAAACGCACAACCUGCCAGCCAUGUUUGGAGGCAUAAAGUUUGUCUGUGUGGGAGGAAGCCCCAACAGAAUGAAAGCUUUUGCUCAGUUCAUACAUAAAGAACUUGGAUGUGAAGGAGAUGAUAACAACUUGAAAGUUAUUUGUGCUAGGACAGAUCGUUAUUGUAUGUAUAAGGUGGGCCCAGUGCUCUCCAUCAGUCAUGGGAUGGGUAUUCCCUCCAUUUCUAUCAUGCUCCAUGAACUAAUCAAAUUGCUACACCAUGCAAAAUGCUGUGAUGUUACCAUUAUCCGCAUCGGUACCUCAGGAGGAUUAGGAGUUGAGCCUGGCUGCAUUGUAAUAACAAACAUGGCAGUGGAUUACUUUUUUAAGCCCCAGUUUGAGCAAGUGAUCCUAGACAGUGUGGUGACAUGAAGCACAGAGCUUGAUCAAGACUUGGCUUCUGAGUUACUAGAAUGCAGCAGAGAGAUUAAGGACUUUCCCACACUAAUGGGCCAUACAAUGUGUACAUAUGAUUUUCAUGAGGGCCAAGGAUGGCUAGAUGGGGCAUUGUGCUCCUUCUCCAGUGAAAAAAAGCUGGAAUACUUAAAAAGAGCGUACAGUGCUGGCAUGAGAAACAUAGACAUGGAAUCCACAGUAUGUGCUGCUAUGUGCAGGCUUUGUGGCCUGAAAGCUGCAGUAGUCUGUGUGACUCUCCUUAAUCGACUUGAAGGGGAUCAGAUCAAUGCCUCUCAUGAAAUUCUCACUGAAUAUCAGCAACGACCUCGGUGAUUGAUUGCAGUGUUGAUCAAAAAAUGCCUUGGGCUGAUUAAUGACAAGGCAGUAGUCUAA
This is a messenger RNA of Candoia aspera, 969 nucleotides long. It is a transcript of the gene UPP2, whose product is annotated as uridine phosphorylase 2. The transcript has 7 exons. The record is from RefSeq and is a predicted model, not a curated record. Gene Ontology annotation, biological process: nucleotide catabolic process; uridine catabolic process. NCBI's taxonomy places the organism in Eukaryota, Metazoa, Chordata, Lepidosauria, Squamata, Candoiidae. Gene Ontology annotation, cellular component: cytoplasm; cytosol. Gene Ontology annotation, molecular function: uridine phosphorylase activity.